Molecule: messenger RNA, 1403 nt
Organism: Magallana angulata
Lineage: Eukaryota; Metazoa; Mollusca; Bivalvia; Ostreida; Ostreidae
Product: chromatin modification-related protein MEAF6-like
Exons: 8
Coding region: 40-582 (180 amino acids)
Cellular component (GO): NuA4 histone acetyltransferase complex
Source: RefSeq, a predicted model, not a curated record
AUUUAACCAAUCAAAUCUCUUCUCUCAUAUUGAGAGAAAAUGAGCACCCAGAAGUCAUCGAUGGUAAACACAAGAGAAGAACUCAAUGAAUUAGUGCGAAGAAGAACCGAAAUAGCGGACACCCUUGCCAAUCUGGAAAGACAGAUUUAUGCUUUUGAAGGAAGCUAUUUAGAGGACACCCAACUCUAUGGGAACAUCAUUAGGGGAUGGGAUAGAUACCUAGCCAACACAAACCUGUUUUCCAGGACCACAAACAGUAAGGCAGACAAACGGAACAGGAAGUUCAAGGAGGCUGACCGUCUCUUCUCCAAAUCCUCCGUCACAUCGGCCGCAGCGGUCAGUGGCAUUGUGGAUACUUUUGACAAAAACAGAGACAGGGACUGCCCCUCAAGCCCCGACUCCCAGAACAACCAAAACAGUGCCAACACCCCCCACACCAACGGACAGUCGGACAGCAACGAGUCCAGCCACAACCACUCAGGGAAGCUCCACAAGGGGGGCGGGGUCAUACGACACAAGAAAAAUAAAAGCAAAAACAAACACAGACUGGAGGUGAAACUAAAAAGAGGGAAAGAUAAAUAAACAGAGAACUUUAUGAAGGUAUCUGGAGAAUAACUGGACAUUAUUAAGUGAUCUUCUGUUCAAUCCAGUGAUAGCGUCUCAUCAGUUAGAUCAAUAGCCAAGGAAGAAAUGUGCAUGGAAAUCACCAAUCCAAAGUUCGGCUUCAAGGAGUUUUUUUUUAACAUAAGGAAACCUACAGAAUAAAAUCUCGAAAUCUACCUUAUAUAGUUUCAGACAAUUUCUCCAAACAAAGGAAAUGUGAUUGAAAAAAGUUUACCAUUGCUUAACAUGAUUUUACCGAUGAAAUGGCCUGUUUAACUGUUUGUUAUUUAUAUACCAUAAAUGACAUGUAUGUUUGACAUCAUUGUACAAUGUACAAAUGUAGUUAUGAUAUGUUUGGGCUGUAUACAUGAACAUGUAUGAUCAUGGCGAUUCUACAGUUAGUACCUCUUUUUAGAAAGAAUCUCUAUGUAAUGAGAUUAGCAAGCAAUUACUGAUGUACAUUUGUAUACAUGUGUGUGUGCAGCUUCUUUCUCAUUAACUUUUUAAUCAUGGCAUGAUUGUUUGAUUCAAGUUUUCUGCUUGGGAGUAUAAAUUCAAUCUCCCAGUGUUCUCAUGUAUUUACAAAAAAUCCUCUCUAUAUGCAUUGUUCAUUAUGUCAUAGAACUUUGAAUUUUGUUGGUUGAUACAUACAAGAGGAGAAAAUGUUGAUAGUAAGAAGUAUUGUUUAAUCGAUGUUCAGCACACAUGUACCUGAAAAUCACAGACCUGCAAAGCAUGAUAAUGCUUAAAACAUCUGUUGUAAACAUACUGAUAUAUAAUAAAUUAUUUUUUAAAUGUCA